Suillus discolor is the source of this 960-nucleotide messenger RNA. RefSeq lists its product as uncharacterized. NCBI's taxonomy places the organism in Eukaryota, Fungi, Basidiomycota, Agaricomycetes, Boletales, Suillaceae. The transcript is spliced from 10 exons. The record is from RefSeq and is a predicted model, not a curated record. The coding region runs from base 1 to 960 and encodes 319 amino acids.
AUGACUCCUGCCGCAAGAAGUGUUUCACGUGUUUCAGAAAAACUCAUCCAGAAGCUCACCAGCAAGGCCAAAGGUCUUUUCACUCGACGUGCUAGACACCCCAACACCUCCCAACUCGUUUCUCCCAUGACAGAUGUAAGACAGGACUCUGUACAGCUCAUGGUACCAGAAGAGGUAGCCGACGAGCUUCCGAACAUGAGCUCUGACCAUCCUAGUGUAUCGCUCAAUGACCCCUCCUACGAUGGCAGUCGUAACAACCCCACCUCAGAUCAGCAUGCUCAACGACAGUCCGACAAGCUUCCCACAACAGACCAAUCGACGCACGAAGGUCAGAUAGCCCAUGGUGCCAAAUCGAAUGACUCCGCAACCAGUGUGACCGACAAACCUGGUUUGGACGAGGCAAAUGAAGCUUGCCAGAGGUAUGGAAUUUUAUUAGGCAGCGAUCGCGUCGAUUACCUUGCAGUGCAGAUCCAUCCAUACGUCAAGGCAGCAUGGGGUGUCCUGUCGGUUGUGUCCAAGACAAUAACGUCCCAAGCAACUCGCGAUGACUCAAUCAGCCAGUUAUCGUUUUCCGGCUUCGCCAGCUUGUCCAGUCUAGGACCCCAUGGAUUCCGGAGACAAACGACUCCAAAAGUUAAAACACUAUGUACGGAUGGGAUGAACAGGGUGGGCUGUAAAUAUGAAGAUUGCGAACGGCGUGUUUGUCAUGCCGAAUUGCACAGGGCAAGAGCCGCAGGGGCAAAGGGUAAGGCCCAAGACAACGAGACACGGGAAGACCCGAAAGGAGAAACAGGACGCAGACGGCGAGAAUUCAGCCCAGCAAAUAAGGGCCCCCUCGCGAGCACGCGGGGACACCAUGGAAUCCGGAGACAAACGACUACAAAACACUAUGUAAUAAUAAUACCUUCUUCCAGCAGACCUGCCAGCAGUUGCAAGGUCAUCAGCCUACUAAUGGUAUAG